Microstroma glucosiphilum is the source of this 1164-nucleotide messenger RNA. RefSeq names its product succinate-CoA ligase. Gene Ontology annotation, cellular component: succinate-CoA ligase complex (ADP-forming); mitochondrion. Gene Ontology annotation, biological process: tricarboxylic acid cycle. Lineage: Eukaryota; Fungi; Basidiomycota; Exobasidiomycetes; Microstromatales; Microstromataceae. Bases 10 to 1029 code for a protein of 339 amino acids. The record is from RefSeq and is a predicted model, not a curated record. The transcript has a single exon. Gene Ontology annotation, molecular function: succinate-CoA ligase (ADP-forming) activity; succinate-CoA ligase (GDP-forming) activity.
CCACCCAUCAUGCUCGCUCGUCACACCCUCUCUGCGCUGCGUACGCUUCCACGCACCGCCUCCCCCGCCGCCGGCGCAGCUUGCUUUUCCACCACGGCCCUUCGCUCCUCGUAUGAAGAUACUCUCAAGAAUCUCAUGAUCAAGGCCGACUCAAAGGUCAUCUGUCAAGGUUUCACAGGUGGGACAGCCACAUUCCACUGCGAGCAGUCCAUUGCCUAUGGCACCAACCUCGUCGGUGGAGUCUCACCCAAGAAGGCCGGUCAGACUCACCUGGGCAAGCCCGUCUUUGGAAGUGUGAGAGAGGCAAUGAAGGAGACCAACCCACACGCUAGCGUCAUCUAUGUUCCCCCACCCGCCGCAGCCGACGCCAUCAUCGAGGCCAUCGAGGCCGAAGUGCCCCUCAUCGUCGCCAUCACCGAGGGUAUCCCCCAGGCAGAUGAGAUCCGUGUAGCUCACGCUCUGCGAGCACAGAGCAAGUCUCGUCUAGUGGGACCCAAUUGCCCUGGUGUGAUCAACCCAAAGGGCUGCAAGAUUGGAAUCAUGCCCGGACAUAUCCACACACCGGGAAAGAUUGGAAUCGUAUCCCGCUCUGGAACACUUACCUACGAGGCCGUAGCACAGACUACAAACGUGGGGCUCGGUCAGUCCAUCUGUGUGGGAAUCGGAGGUGACCCUUUCCCCGGAUCCACUACGCUGGACCUGGUGAAGCUGCUGCUGGAAGACGACGCUUCAGAGGGACUAGUGGUCAUUGGAGAAAUUGGAGGAGACAUGGAGGAGCAAGCCGCCGAGUACCUCUUGAAGCACAAUGCUUCUCGCGCCAAGCCCAAGCCCGUAGUGGGCUUCAUUGCCGGUCUGACGGCUCCCAAGGGUAAAGUCAUGGGUCAUGCUGGAGCCGUCAUUUCUGGUGGAAAGGGUGGAGGUGAGGACAAGAUCAAGGCGCUGGAAAAGGCGGGAGUCAAGGUGGCCAGGUCGCCUGCGCAGAUUGGUGCUCUGAUGAAGAAGGCCAUGGAGGAGGCUGGUCUCGCUUAGAGGCAAGGCAGGACCAGUGGGAGAAGGAAGAAAAGAAAGGGAAGCCUGUGGAGAUGGCAGGCGUUGAGCUGAUGCUCUGUGAACCAGAAAGUGUGAAGUGGACCCUUCUGUUUCCUUCCUCGAUCUAGAAGCGAU